AUGGCCAACUAUCAAUAUCUAUUGGAUAAUCCAGAUAACGAUAUCGAUGACGGCAGAUUAGUUAUCAAUCCAAUUCCUGAUAAGAUAAAUAAUAUUUUGCCUUCUCUCUAUACACUUCCCAAGCAGUUGCCGCCGCUCAAGUCAUUAGAGUAUGAUGCUAUAUCCAAAUGUGAAAUAUCCGUGAAGCACCAGCAAUCAAAUUUAAAUGAGGCGUUGACUAAUAGUUUACAAGGCUCUUCAAUCAGCCCAAUUGGCAAGAAACUUGUAAAGAAAUCGAGUGAACUUACAACCAAACCAAAGCGACCUUUGAUGCCUUGGGAGUUAUUCAAAGCUAUUGAAACAAAGGACAUCAUGUUCAUCAUGACAUGCCGUGAUCACUCCUUCCAACUUCUUUUGAAGAAGGUCGGCGGGACUACCCCACUAGUCCAUGCUAUGAGACUUGGUAAAGAGUAUGACGGUAUCGCUAUUGUCCUCGUCGGUGCAAUGUCCAAAUGGGUUAACACUAUGGAUGAAAACACCCUCAAAACCGCUGAAAACCGCGAUAUACUCAAGAGUUUAAGAACAAACUUAAAACUAGCCAUUGAUCAUGGUUUGUCAACUGGUCAGACUGAUCUCCUCGCUUCCUACCUCCAAACUCUCGUUAUGAGUGAGGGCGACAAAUUCAUCAACGAUGCUACUCAACUCGUCGCAGCAGCUCUAAACCACCCUCAACUCAGCAAACCUGUCCAAACAGCAACCGAUGAACUGAGAAAGUUCGCUACAUGGAGAUUAGAUAAGAGUGCAUCUACGAUUGCCAGUCUGGAUGACUACCUCAGUAAUGGUAUAGCUGAUCUAGUCAUGAUGGCUUGUUGGUCACAAGUUCUAUGUUUCUACCAACAGGGUGAACCUAUACCCACAUACGUCUUCGCUCGGGAUGACAGAUGCUUCAAGACUUUCUUAGAGUCUUUGUCCGCUGCCGCUAUCACUAUCAAGGUUUCCGCUUCCCAUAAACUCAAAUUUCAACUUCACGCAAUAGAAAAAAUAAUGGCUUUGCGACAACUUUCUCUCAAGGAACGCGUUAUUAAGCUGUCGCGGGUACUAGACCAAGGUGUUCGACUGGAAACUCUACUGUAA
Molecule: messenger RNA, 1113 nt
Organism: Wallemia ichthyophaga EXF-994
Lineage: Eukaryota; Fungi; Basidiomycota; Wallemiomycetes; Wallemiales; Wallemiaceae
Exons: 3
Coding region: 1-1113 (370 amino acids)
Source: RefSeq, a predicted model, not a curated record